This is a messenger RNA of Daldinia caldariorum, 975 nucleotides long. Its product is annotated as Reticulon-domain-containing protein. The coding region runs from base 1 to 975 and encodes 324 amino acids. Lineage: Eukaryota; Fungi; Ascomycota; Sordariomycetes; Xylariales; Hypoxylaceae. The transcript has 5 exons. The record is from RefSeq and is a predicted model, not a curated record.
AUGGCCUCUAAUGACCCUACUGCCAACGGCAGCUCUGUUGACACUUUGAAAGGCAAUGCCAGAGCUGCCUACGACCAGCUCGCAAAUGGCCCUGUGGCCCAGAACGUCAAGGACCAGACCGCGAAGACAUCUGCCGAGUUUUCCAACCUAGCCAACGCCCGGCAAACACCUUCGCAGCCUGCUGCUACGGGUCAACCUUUGACCCAUUAUCAUUCGUUCUUCUCAGAGCUCUUGUCUUGGAACAACCCUCGAGCUUCUGCCAUCGCCUAUGCUUCUAUUGUCUCGGCCAUCUUCGUGGCUAGAUACCUCGACGUCAUCCGAUACACCUUCAAGCUCUCGUAUAUGGCCUUGGCCGUUACCAUCCUUGCUGAAGUCUCCGGAAAAGCCAUCCUCGGCAACGGUCUUACCACCCAGUUCCGACCCCGCAAGUACUAUACUAUUCCUCGGGAAACUCUUGAAACCUUAAUCGGUGACGCCCACGAGCUCCUUAACUUCUUCGUUAUCGAGUCUCAGCGAAUCCUAUUUGCCGAGAAUGUCACCGCUUCAGUCGUUGCUGCUAUCGGAGCUUUCCUUUCCUACUACUUGGUUAAGAUCGUCCCUUACUGGGGCCUUGCCCUGAUUUCCACCACGCUCCUGUUCUUCGUGCCUCUGAUCUACUCAACCAACCAGGAGCUUAUUGAUCACUACCUUAAGCAGGCCUCGGAGGUGAUCAACAGCCAAACCGAGCAGCUACGUGAGGUUGCCAGCAAGCACACUUCCCAGGCCACUGAGCUCACCAAACAAUACGUCGGUGACUAUACCGCCAAGGCCCAGCAAAUUCUCCACGGCCAGACCAAGCAUGCUGCUGCCGCACCUCAGACCAACCUGAAGGACUCGGACUUCCCUCAGGCACCCAAGGACGCCUUCCAGAAGAAGCAGGAGGAAUCUUCCGAGGAGGAGUCGGAGGACGAGAAGGAACCUCUGAUCUCUACUUAG